Messenger RNA from Amphiprion ocellaris (clown anemonefish), 2857 nucleotides. Its product is annotated as G2/M phase-specific E3 ubiquitin-protein ligase-like. NCBI's taxonomy places the organism in Eukaryota, Metazoa, Chordata, Actinopteri, Pomacentridae. Gene Ontology annotation, cellular component: nucleus. Gene Ontology annotation, molecular function: ubiquitin-protein transferase activity. The record is from RefSeq and is a predicted model, not a curated record. The transcript has 12 exons. The coding region runs from base 44 to 2176 and encodes 710 amino acids.
AGCGGCUAAUGCGACUUUUGGUUGUUGUUGAUGGUGAGCCAAGAUGGACAGCAAGCGGGUGAUGUUUUGCCCGUUUUGUGGGGAACAUAUGAGCCGAUUGACGUGGUUUUGUUUUUCGUGUGGUCGGUCUUUAGAGUGUUUAAAUGGCGCAGAUCAGACCGACAGAGCAGAAACACAGGCGACAUCUCAACCAUCGGUUAAUGCUCAACAGGCAGAAAAAUCGUGUCCAUCAUAUAAGCAUUUCCUGGAGUACAGAAGCUCAAAGUCAAAGGAGCGGCAGUCAUGUAACUACGGGCCGCGUGGAAGACAUCGGGCUAAACAACGAAAUCAUGUCCAGAUAAACAUUGGGUUGAUGAUGCCACAUGGAAAUGAUGGAACUGAUUUAAAACCUGUAAGAGGGAAAAGUCUUCCGUUAUUUGUUGACCCAGAGGUCGAAGCACCUGAUCUUCUGAAACAAGCUGUGAAGAAAAUGAGAACAUUCAAUAAGGACGUGCCAGAAGGACCAUAUGUCCUUUUGUAUCCAGACUGCUCAGAGGUGGUCCAUGUGCCAGGGUCAGAAAAAACGUUCAAACUGGCUGAUUAUAAAAAGGAACUAGGGAGGCCAUACUACAGGAUCAACUUUUUCAUUUGCCUUGAAACACAUUUCAAAGGAGAAGUGGGAGAUACCUCAGACUCUGAUUCUGAAAUUAUCAUCACAUCAAGGAGCACAGCUGAAUUUAAUCAAGCCGACACUGUGGUUUUUGAACCACCAAACCAAAGUACUCCCAAACACAAAACUGAAGAUAAAAGAAAUGCACUAGGACAUUCAACAACAAUUCAGCCUGGACGGAUAGAAAUAUCUGAUGCUGAGGAUAUGGAUCCACCUGAAACUAAUUCAGCUAAGACUUCUUGCUAUGGUAAAUACACGGACCUGUAUGCACCAGGUGUUGAGGAAGAUGACGAGGAGCUGGUUAGAGUCACUGAGGAAAUUUCCCAGCACACAGCAAGGGAGGAGAUGAACAUAACACUACCUGACGUUGUGGCAAAUCUGUCACUUCCUAUUGAUCACAAAAAUGUCUGCAGAUUCAACAUCUCAAGGGCUAAUGUUUGGGAUGGAGCAGUCAGAGGUUUCAAGCGUACAACAUAUUCUGAAACCUAUGACAUGCUUGUCAGAUUUACUGAUGAUGCUGGUGUCUUUGAGGAGGGAAUUGAUACAGGUGGUCCAAGAAGAGAAUUUUUAACUCUGCCAAUGAAACACCUGAAAGACCGGCCCAUUUUUGAUGGACCAGAAGGACAUCGGUUCUUGGUCUACAAUGCAAAUGCUGUUAGGGAGGAUGAAUACUUCAUGGCAGGAAAGAUGAUCGCAGUAUCAAUUGUACAUGGAGGUCCAGGACCCCCUUUCCUGUCUGAAGAUCUUGUACAUUACCUUGCUGGCCAGCCUUUGUUCAAAGCUGCAGUUAGUUUAAUAACUGAUGAAGAAAUAGGGAAAGCUUUGCGAGAGAUUGAGAAUGCUACUUCAUUGGAUGCUCUGCAGGAAUGUAUCCUGAGACACAGCACAAUGUUACAAACAGCAGGCUGUCUGAGACAUGUGGCUGCUCUGGGAGAGAAGAAAGAAGUUGUGGCAGACUACCUCAGAUGGUAUAUUAUUGACCGCAACUCAUCUGUAAUUGACAGAUUCAAAGAUGGUCUUACUACCCUUCAGUUUCUUAAUGCACUACAACAACACACUUCUUUGCUGUCCCCUGUCCUGUGCCACACUGCAAAGCCACUCACUGGCUUGGAACUUGAGAGACUCUUCAAACCUAACCUCAGCCCUUCAGGGAGUAACAGGAGACUAAAAGAAAGUCAAACUUUGGCCUACUGGGCAGACUACCUCCUUGAUUGUGAAGGUUUGUAUGUUUUUUGUAACUACCUGAAACACCACAUUACCAUGGUCUAUCUGAACAUUUUUUUCUUUACAGAAGGCAAGGCCUCUGUGUCUGUGGAGGAUGUUUUGAUGUUUGCAACUGGGCUGACAUCACUUCCCCCUUCUGGUUUGGAACCACUGCCUCAAAUACAGUUCCUGGAUGACUCUCCAUUCCCGAUGGCAAAUACAUGUUCAAAGUUGCUAAAAUUACCACUCCUUGAUUCAUACAGUAUGUUUAAGUCACAAAUGGACUUUGGAAUUGAAAAUAGUCCAGGAUUUGGCUGUUUUUAAACCACAUGACUAGAUGACCUCUGGAGCAGUGUUUCUCAAACUUCUCACAUCAAGUACCACCUCGUAACACAUUUGACAAGCAAAGUACCACCUCAUUAAAUAUAUGACCUUCCAAGUACUACCAGGACUAAAUCUGGAGAAAACCAGGUCCAAAAGGAAUCUUAAUUAACGCUAAACUGGUCUGAAUUUUGUCUGAAGUAGGUGUAAACUAUGUCUGAACCAGAAAAGUGCCUAACUUAAACACAUUACUAAACCAAACUAAAUUAUCUCUAAUUAAAAUGAAUAAAGUAGAUGCAGAUGACCCUGAGUACCACCAGCAGCACACAUACCACCGUUUGAGAAACACUGCUCUAGAGCUCAGACUUUAGACAUGUUUUGUUCUAAACUUGCUGUUGUUGGUGCACUUAAAGGUGCGGUUAGAUCUCAAUCGUUUUAGAUCCAUUAUUUUUAAACUGUGGUCUGUUUAUGAAUCACUGUUAUGUAUUCAGAUUAAUUUUAGAAUGAGAGGAGGAUUUCAGGAGAUUUUGUUCUAGAAAAAAAUGUUAAAAUGUAGUAACAGGGUAUUACUUUGCUUUAUUUUUUUAUUCAUAUAUUUUCCGCUUUGAAUUAAUGAAGCCGUGACAAAUUCAGACACGUUUGUGUACAUGUUCUACCAUUCCAAUAAACUUAUCUUCUUUCAUA